CCCAGAAUUUCGGCCACGCCGCCAUUAAACAUCAAAGAAGAAGAACAUCAAGUGUCACGCUGUCAGGUGAAGGUGUCAACUAAAAAGGUUCGGUCGAGUUGAGCUCCAGCCAGUGAGUCUCAUCAGUCACCGUAAUGCCGCAGCAGCCCAGUCCUGUGUGGCUUCCCACCGACCUCAAUGUCACCAAAAGAUGUCUCAUGUACAAACUGCUCAUCUUGGAGAACGCCAGGACUACACUGGACAAACAACUAAGACGUUUCACCGAAAAGGCCAAUGUGGAGGUCCAAAGCUUCCUGAGCGAGCCUCAUCCUGCCAAUGGGCUGGACUGUGAUAACCUCGUCAGGUCUUUGGAUGCUAAAUGUUAUGCCAUUGAGAAACUUUCAGCUGCAUUCAAAAACCUGACGACGGAUCCACAAUUCAGUGUCCUAGCUUCCACCAGACAGCUAAACAGCCUGUCCCAGCCAGAGCUAUCCAGAGACCGAGGCAUCAUGACAUCGUCAGACGUGCUGAAGUUUGGUCCCAUGCUGCAGAACAUCCUCAUGGCCGGCUCCAUCACCAAGGCAGUACAGAUGCUGGGAGCCUUGCUGUCUCUACAGCAACUCAAACUGUUCAGCAUCUCCUCCUCCUCUUCAUCCUCUUCCUCCUCUCAAGAUGAUCAGGUCUUCAGCAUCUCCACCUCUUCCUCCUCUCAAGAUGAUCAGGUCUUCAGCAUCUCCUCCUCUUCCUCCUCUCAAGAUGAUCAGGUCUUCAGCAUCUCCUCCUCCUCCAAAGUGACCAAGCUCCCAGUCCCCAGCUCACCAACCAGCUCAGCCAGUCUGACCAAAGACAAAGAAGCAAAGGAUCGGAUCUUCGUCCGCAAGGAGAAGACACCGCAGCAGCCAAAUGCAACAACGGUUACAACCACUCAAAUCAAAGAGAACGACAGUCAAAUCAGGCAAAAAACACCUGGAGCAACAAAUCUAGGUAAGCUCCUCCCAGGGUUUACUAACCCAGCCAACCAGAAGACAGCCCUGGCUCCUCCCCCUCUAGAUCCAGGAAGUGACAUCGGAGUGCAGCACCAGAAGCAAACUUCAUCUCAGCUGAUGCAAUUCCUGCGAACCAACCACAGGAACGAGCCAUUCAUGGAGUUUGCCGCUUUCUUCCAGAAGGCCAGCUACCAGUACACCUCCUCUGGUUUCACCGCCCCGGCAACGACCUCUGACCCCCUCAUGGAAACCAAGAAUGCCCAGGAAACUAAGAAUGUUCUAGAAACUAACAACGUCAGCGUCCUGAAGAAGGAGCUGUCCUCAGAGCUGACGGAUAACCAGCUGAACCAACAUGCCCCGGUGUUUACAGUAAAGCGUGUGGAGUCUGGAGGCUGUCUGAUCUUCAGCUGUAUAAUUGCCACCAAGACAGAGCUCUGGGAUAUAGGAGACGUCUUUACUGAGGUGACAAGGAGCGGUCCUUCCUCUGAUGUCAUCACCACCUCAGAGAACAAGAUGUCUGCUGCUAGUCUCCACUGUCAGAGUGUAGAGAUCUCUAAUAUGACCCUCCACCCCCCAGCUCAAUCCAUCCACAGCCUACAGAACAAAGAGGGACAUGUGAUGGGGGAGGUUCAGGAAGAUGUCAACAAUAUUAGUCUGACUCCAGAACUCCAGAGUUUCCAGAACUGUUGUUCCUUCGUUGCCCCGGGCAACCAGGGUCUGAGCAUUCCGGGGUUCCAGAUCCGUAAGUUUGAGGAGAUGGCAGUGGUGGUGAGUCACGUGGUUCAUCCUGGAAACUUCUACAUCCAACAGGCCGACACCACCCUCCAGCUGGAGGGCCUCAACACUGACAGAUUAAAGGGCAGCAGUAGUUUAGCAGAGCUGAAGUGUAUUCCAGACAUCGGGACCUACGUCAUGGCCUGGUUCCCCCAACUGGAGAGGUGGUGUCGGGCACAGGUGGCCAAGAUAUGUGGCAUGAGUGGAGACAACAAUGAGUUGGAGGUGGAGGUGAGGAGGCUGGACUACGGAGACACUUCCUGUCUGUCUCUAUGGAACAUCAAGGAACUCAGUGCUGAGAUGACAUCACUUCCUCUACAGGCCAUACAGGUCUCCCUGGCUAAUGUGCGCCCAGUGGAUGGGUGUGGCUGGACCCAGCAGUCAGUGUCUUGGUUCAGAGACAUGGUGGACAACAGGACGCUGUACGCACGGCUCUACCCUCAGGGAGAUGGAGACAACACCACGGUGGAACUCUUCAUAGAGAAGGGCAAACUGGGGGCAAUGAGGAGAGGAGCCUCUCUGUCUCUGAGACUGGCUCAGAAUGGACAUGCUGAACAUGACAAGCUGAGGAACCUGGGAAUCAAGAGAGACCUGGAAUCGAAAAUGAACUGGGGGUCCUUUUACGCCGUGAUCAGCGGCGUAAACAGGCAUUCCACCGGCAUCGGCCGCAUCUGGUUGUCUGUCAUCUUCAUCUUCCGAAUCCUGGUCCUCGUAGUGGCGGCCGAGUCGGUCUGGGGAGACGAGAAGUCUGGCUUCACCUGCAACACCCAGCAGCCCGGCUGCAACUCUGUCUGCUAUGACCAGUUCUUCCCCAUCUCACACAUCCGCCUGUGGGCCUUGCAGCUCAUCCUGGUGUCCACGCCUGCUCUCUUAGUGGCCAUGCACGUAGCCCAUCGCAGACACAUCAACAAGAAGAUCCUGAAGAAGUCCGGGCGCGGUUCCCCCAAGGAGCUGGAACAACUCAAGAACCAGAAGUUUGCGAUCACAGGCGCCCUCUGGUGGACCUAUAUGAUCAGUGUGCUGUUUAGGAUCGUUCUGGAAGUCGGCUUCCUUUAUAUAUUCUACCUGAUCUACCCUGACUUCAAGAUGUUCCGUCUGGUCAAGUGUGACUCAUACCCCUGCCCCAACACUGUCGACUGCUUCGUGUCGCGACCCACGGAGAAAACCAUCUUCACCGUGUUCAUGCUCUCAGUGUCGGGGGUGUGUGUUCUCCUCAACCUGGCCGAGGUGGCCUACCUGAUUGGCCGAGCCUGUCUGAGGUGUAUCCAUGGUAACCAGGAAGAGACUAAGGUAGCAUGGAUCGGUCAGAAACUGUCCUCCUACAAACAGAAUGAAAUCAACCAAAUGAUCGCUGACCAGUCAAAGUUCAAGUUCAACAUGGGAGCUAGGAAGACCUCUAUGGAGAAGGGAGAGCGGUGCUCUGCUUUCUGAUAGGCUGCCCUGGAGGGAGGCAGGUGUUCUGAUUCGCUGCCUAUGGAGAUGGGAGAGAGGUGCUCUGCUUUCUGAUAGGCUGCCAAGUCUUAGUUCCUACUCAUUUUCACGGCUUCAAACUAAAGAACUAACCAGCUUGGAACCAUACUGGAUGGAAAUCCUCAAUAGCUCCAUCUAGUCAUAACAUCAAUCAUCAUUUAGUUCUUCAUCCAUUUAUUCUAGUGACUGGUGCUAGGUUCUCAACAUUCCUUCCUGUGGUAGGAUACGAAGAGGAACAAACCAACCCAGACGGAGGGUGUUGGAUGGGCCCCAAAAAAUUAAAAUAAAACCAACCCAGACAAACUCAAUGCUGGAUUGGAGGGAGAACUUUGUUUCCUGGUGAUCGACACAGCCGCUGUUUUGUCUCACAACCUUGGGGCAGGAACUGGUGGAUAAAGGAACAUUUGUUUCAGCACAUGACUUGAGAAACCCAUUGUAUUGGAACUCACUGAGUCUCCUACAGCACAGAGACUACUCCUACAGCACAGAGACUACUCCUACAGCACGGAGACUACUCCUACAGCACGGAGACUACUCCUACAGCACGGAGACUACUCCUACAGCACAGAGACUACUCCUACAGCACAGAGACUACUCCUACAGCACAGAGACUACUCCUACAGCACAGAGACUACUCCUACAGCACAGAGACUACUCCUACAGCACAGAGACUGUGCUUUUCAACAGCAUAGUGUUUCUAGGCUCUCAGAUGGUACUAUAUAGUCUGACAUGGUGUUUCUAGGCUCUCAGAUGGUACUAUAUAGUCUGACAUAGUGUUUCUAGGCUCUCAGAUGGUACUAUAUAGUCUGACAUGGUGUUUCUAGGCUCUCAGACGGUACUAUAUAGUCUGACAUGGUGUUUCUAGGCUCUCAGAUGGUACUAUAUAGUCUGACAUGGUGUUUCUAGGCUCUCAGAUGGUACUAUAUAGUCUGACAUGGUGUUUCUAGGCUCUCAGAUGGUACUAUAUAGUCUGACAUGGUGUUUCUAGGCUCUCAGAUGGUACUAUAUAGUCUGACAUGGUGUUUCUAGGCUCUCAGAUGGUACUCUAUAGUCUGACAUGGUGUUUCUAGUCUCUCAGACGGUACUAUAUAGUCUGACAUGGUGUUUCUAGGCUCUCAGACGGUACUAUAUAGUCUGACAUGGUGUUUCUAGGCUCUCAGACGGGACUAUAUAGUCUGACAUGGUGUUUCUAGGCUCUCAGACGGUACUAUAUAGUCUGACAUGGUGUUUCUAGGCUCUCAGACGGUACUAUAUAGUCUGACAUGGUGUUUCUAGGCUCUCAGACGGUACUAUAUAGUCUGACAUGGUGUUUCUAGGCUCUCAGAUGGUACUAUAUAGUCUGACAUGGUGUUUCUAGGCUCUCAGAUGGUACUAUAUAGUCUGACAUGGUGUUUCUAGGCUCUGAUGGUACUAUAUAGUCUGACAUGGUGUUUCUAGGCUCUCAGAUGGUACUAUAUAGUCUGACAUGGUGUUUCUAGGCUCUCAGACAGUACUAUAUAGUCUGACAUGGUGUUUCUAGGCUCUCAGAUGGUACUAUAUAGUCUGACAUGGUGUUUCUAGGCUCUCAGACGGUACUAUAUAGUCUGACAUGGUGUUUCUAGGCUCUCAGACGGUACUAUAUAGUCUAACAUGGUGUUUCUAGGCUCUCAGACGGGACUAUAUAGUCUGACAUGGUGUUUCUAGGCUCUCAGACGGUACUAUAUAGUCUAACAUGGUGUUUCUAGGCUCUCAGAUGGUACUAUAUAGUCUGACAGUGUUUCUAGGCUCUCAGACGGGACUAUAUAGUCUGACAUGGUGUUUCUAGGCUCUCAGAUGGUACUAUAUAGUCUGACAGUGUUUCUAGGCUCUCAGACGGUACUAUAUAGUCUAACAUGGUGUUUCUAGGCUCUCAGAUGGUACUAUAUAGUCUGACAUAGUGUUUCUAGGCUCUCAGACGGUACUAUAUAGUAUACUGAUAGUAUGUGUAGACACUCAGACAUGUUAAACAUCAGUCAUCAACAUGUUACUGAUGAUGUUUCUAGACACUCAGACGUGUUAAACAUCAGUCAUCUCAACACAUUAUUCUCGAUCUGUGAAAUUGUGGCAUUGCUGAGAAGUCACAUGAUGUGCAGUGGAACCUAUGAAGAGGCAAGAUUAGAGAUUAUUUCUUCAGGCUUGGGCGUAGCCAGGCAAAUCAGAUUAACCAAUAACUUCCUGGUUUUCGAUUGGUUGAAAACAGGCUGCUGCCAUUUUACAUUUACCCACAAUCAUUUUAAUCUGUUAAAUCAUUUUAUUUGCAUAAUAUUAUUCAUUUUACACAUUUAUUUCAUAUUUAAUGUAGGAAAGUUAUUGUACUUGAAUAUAAUCCUGCUCCAUCUCCUCUUUAUUCCUGUCUAGUUUCCAGUUCGUCAGUUUACAAUUUAAUCAUACACAUUGUUCUCAUAAAAGGCUAAAUACAUUUUGUUGUACAGUAAAAAUACAAGAAUUAUAAAGAUAUUGAAUUUAACCUGUGCUUUUCAUUCAGCUGUAAAGCAGCUCUUUAUUUCUGCUUUAGUUAGAGUAUUAAUGUCCAUCUACUAUGGGUAAACAUCCAGUCUAGGGUUGCAACAUUCCGGUUACUUUCCCAAAAUGUCCUUGUUUUCCAGAAAUCCUGGUUGGAGGAUUCUGGAUUUCCUGCUUUAUUGCUUCCUGGAAUUUUGCAACCGGGAUUAUUGGGAAUAUUGGUAAAAGUAAACAGAAUUUUGCAACCCUAACCAGUCCAUGGUGUAUAUAUGACCGGUUAAACAGGUUGUAACAAUGUAUAUAUGUAUAUUAUUGUACAUUAAGGAAUAAAAUCCAUAAUUAUUUGAACAACUCAAA
This is a messenger RNA of Coregonus clupeaformis (lake whitefish), 6047 nucleotides long. RefSeq names its product gap junction beta-1 protein. Gene Ontology annotation, cellular component: connexin complex. The transcript has 9 exons. Gene Ontology annotation, biological process: cell communication. The coding region runs from base 135 to 3170 and encodes 1011 amino acids. The record is from RefSeq and is a predicted model, not a curated record. NCBI's taxonomy places the organism in Eukaryota, Metazoa, Chordata, Actinopteri, Salmoniformes, Salmonidae.